AUGAAAUCUCUUGCGAUUCUAAAUCGCAGCAGUGGGAUAGUGGCGAAUAAGGCGACCUUGGAGACAAAUUCCCGCAGCGCUUGGCGCCAGGCGAAGUUUCGCAUAGCUUGUAACACGCGAAAUGGGGUUACCAGUCGGGUUACCACUGGCUCUGCGACAAGCCGCAGGAGCAUCAAUACCAGCAGCAGGAAUGGGAAUGUUGACAAGGCAGAGAAGAGGGAGACGGGGAAAGGGGAAACGGCGGGGAAGGUGGCGGGGAAGGGGGAGGCGGCGGAAGGGGAGCAGGAGCUUGGAGCGGAAAAUCGGCCGCUUAGGCUGGUGGUGAUUGGGGGAGGGGCGGCGGGCGUGUUUGGCGCGAUUCGAGCCAAGGAGAUGGCGCCUGGCCUGGAGGUCAGGGUGGUGGAGAAGAGUCAACCGCUGGGGAAGGUGAGAGGGAUGGGGGGAGAGGAGAGGGGGAGAAGGGAGGAGGGGAGGAUGGGGGAGGGGAAGGGGGAUGGAUCUGGGGCGGAGCUGGGGGGUGGGAUGGGAGUGGUUGGUGGGAUACGGGCCAAGGAGAAGAUUCAACCGCUGGGGAAGGUGGGGAAGGUGAGAGGGCGGGGGGAGGGGAAGAGGCAACCGCACUGCACCGCCAUCUGUACUGCACCGUUUCUGAUCCCAUUUCAUGCCCCACCUGCCUCCCCCCAUGUCUCCUCCCAUGCAUCAGGUGCGCAUAUCAGGGGGUGGGCGCUGCAACGUCUUAUUCUUAGGCACCUAAAUAAUCUCCCCUUUCGGUGCUUCCUUCCUUGCCCCAUCCUGCUCAUCAGCACCCCUUCCUGUUCCAUCCAAAGGGGUCUCCGCGAGCUCAAAGGCUCCUUUUUCCGCACGCACGGCCUGGCACACCCUACUGAACCGCACUCUACCCUCUACUCUGCCCCCCCUGCAUCAGUUCUCCGACCCCCUCUUUCCAUUGUCCCCCCCUCCUCUCAGCACCUCUCCUCCCACUACCCAAGGGGCCACCGCGAGCUCAAAGGCUCGUUUUUCCGAACGCAUGGCCCAGCAGACACGGUCGAGUGGUUCACCCAACGAGGGGUGCCCCUGAAGACCGAGCCAGACGGCCGCAUGUUCCCAGUCUCAGACUCCUCCCAAUCAGUUACUGACUGCCUGCUCUCACAAGCCCACCAGCUCUCAGUGACCAUCUCCCCUGGCUGGCCUGUAUCAUCCAUCUCUCCCACCCCGUCAGGCCAGUUCCUCAUAUCCUCCUCCAAGAAGACUCCAAAGAUUACCAACAGCUCCUCCUCUCCCUCCUCCUCCCCUCUCUCCCUCGUGGCUGAUUUCGUUCUUAUCGCCACCGGUGGGUCAAUCAAGGGUCAUGACAUGGCAUCAUCCCUUGGCCACUCCAUCAUCCCUCCCUGCCCAUCUCUCUUCACUUUCAACAUCCCUGAUUCUGCUCUCACUGCUCUUGCAGGGGUAUCCCUUGAAGACGUAUCUCUCAAGCUGCUCGUUCCAUCCUCCCCUUCCUCCUCCCCCCCUUCACCAUUCACCUCUGCCGAUACUGCCACCACCGCUGCCGCCACCACCACCACCACUGCCACCACCAGCACCACCACCGUUGCUGCUGCCACUGCCACUGCCACUGCCACUGCCACUGCCACUGCCACUUCUGCCGCUGCUGCAACCACAACCUCUGGAAAGUCCAAGGCCAAGCAGCGAAAGGAAAAGGAUUUUUUCUUCACACAGCGCGGGCCCCUCCUCUUCACGCAUUGGGGAGUGAGCGGCCCGGCUGUGCUGAAACUAUCAGCCUGGGCAGCCCGGAAUCUACAUGCUUCGGCUUACACUGCAACACUAGUGGCUGACUUUACGCCUCAUCUCUCCGCUGCUGCUCUCCUCUCUGCACUCACUACUGCCAAAUCAUCACUUCAGAAAAAACAAAUCGGCACCACUGCCCCAGUGGAGCUGAACCUUCCCAGAAGGUUCUGGUGCUACCUGCUUGAUCAUGCUGCAAUCCAUCCAGACACCCUCUGGGCACACGUGUCAAAGGCCCAUUUGCUCGCCCUUGCUGAUGUCAUCCACAAAGCUGAGCUGGCAGUGGCAGGGAAGGGUCGGUUUAAGGAUGAAUUUGUGACUGCAGGUGGUGUCCCUCUAAAAGAGGUCAAUCUCGCAACAAUGGAGAGCCGGCUCCUUCCCAACCUCUACUUCGCAGGCGAGAUACUGAACGUCGAUGGAAUCACAGGAGGCUUCAAUUUCCAGAAUGCGUGGACGGGAGGGUACAUUGCAGGAACUGCUAUAGCAACUGUAGCCAGCCGACUACACUCACCGUACCCUUAG
Messenger RNA from Closterium sp. Naga37s-1, 2304 nucleotides. NCBI's taxonomy places the organism in Eukaryota, Viridiplantae, Streptophyta, Zygnematophyceae, Desmidiales, Closteriaceae. The record is from the annotation of a GenBank genome assembly.